UUUUUUUUUCUCUAGUCCUCAUCCAGCCAAAGGGCCCCUGUAGCUGCAGCUCCCCAACCUCUUGUCACUCUUUUCUUCUUCGCUUCUCUCAACUUAUUCAACGGUACUAAUACAGACGGGAAACCCCAAAACUCCCCUGCCAACGUACCACUUGCUUCCUUUCCUUCUUACUUCAAGACCGCUUCGACUUCUACCAUCACCUGAUUCUACUCUACCUUGACUUACACUUGAUACGUACGCGGCUUCAUCACUGCAAAUACCUAUACAGCAAACUCAGGGGACAUCCACUCGAUCCGAACUCACAACACCUUUUGUCUUACACCACCUGAAACGAGCAACAAGAAUCUCGAUAUACGAGCAAUACCCGUCUCAGACUCUCCUCUUCGCUUCUCCCAGCUUUAAUCUUACUUGCACUGCAAACAUGGGCCAGAGCCUUUUCGAACGCAUCCAGGCUAAGCUGGAGCUCUUCCGCCUUGAGCAACGCUACACCCGCCGCCGUCAUCGUCGCUCAACCUUCGUCUCCAAUGCCGUCUAUGUGGAUGGCGAAUACGUCUACCAGACCCCCAACAGCACCGGCUCUUCCUCAGAGUCGAGCGCAUCUCGUACCGACGCACUACACGGCGACCGCGCAUCGCCCUCUCCUAGAUCUCCCAUGCACUCCAUGUCUCCUGAGCCAACCACUCCGACCAUGGAGACACUUCCUGAGCGCAAGAAGUUGAACCGCUUCAGCUCAAUGCCGGGCUUUGGAUCUCGGACAGAGGAGCAACAGAGGACAGUUCAACGCCGAACCAGCAUGAUUCGAUAAAGAGUUUCUAAGCCAAUAGAAACGAGAAUCAAUUAUACAAUUACAAAAAAAGACAAAAAUCAUUUCAUUUUGGAUGGUGUACGGUUCAAAUUACCAGACGACAGAGCGGAAGAUACCAUUUGGGAAGCCUUUGGUUACGUUAUCCCACGGCAACCCUGCGCAUAGGAUUGUAUCCCGUGUCGUUUUGACGAAUAUCACUUGCAUCUCAUCAGAGUAUAUGUUUUUUUUUUAUUUCACACUCGUUCUACCAUUCUAGACUUUCACCCACAUUAUUCAUGAGUCUGAAUAUGAGUUUUGGUGCCUGGAAAGAUUUCACUGGAUGCGCUUCAUCGCUGGCUUAAAGCAUCCUCAUACAUUUUUUCUUUAUUACUUUUUUUUUUCUUUUCUAUUUUUCUCUUAUUAUCCAGAGCUAGGCGCAGCAUGUGAUAUGUCUGCUAUGACGAUUGAGCUGAACAUAUUUUUCUCAAUACGGUCUUGUACAUAGAUGCC
Molecule: messenger RNA, 1294 nt
Organism: Trichoderma asperellum CBS 433.97
Lineage: Eukaryota; Fungi; Ascomycota; Sordariomycetes; Hypocreales; Hypocreaceae
Source: RefSeq, a predicted model, not a curated record